UUAUAUAUAAAAUUAAGUGGCAAAACUUCCUGUUCGCAUACUCCUCCUAGACGGCUUGCCCGAUUUCAAUGAAAUUUUCAGGGGUGAUUGGGGUCUGUUUGGAGGGUGCACAUAAGAAAUUUAAUGUGUGUAUCAUUGCACGUUUUGCAAAAAAAACAAAAAAAAAAAAUCAUACAUCCCGCCUAUACAACUUCUAAUGAAAUAAUGUUUUGCCGCAAGAUUGGUAGUCCUGUCAAAUGCCUUUUACUAAUAAACAGAAACAACUGGCGGAUGUUUACAACUAAUAAAAAACAUUGACAUCGCAUGUUGAUCGUAUUUGCCUUUUUGUUCUUUCUAUUGACAUAUUUUAAAAUUGUGUGUAUUUUUCUCUGAUUUCAACGUGAUUAACAUUCUGCGUACAACACAAAUCAAGUGAGUAUUGUUGUUGUUUCGUAUGUGAUGCCAUGCGGUUCGAUUGUCGCUUGAAAAUGCGCGGUGUGUGUAAAAAAAAGUGUUUCAACAUUGUGUGUUUUUUCCAGAUUUAAUUCCAUCGAUUUGUUACAUUUAUUCGAACCGAUUUUGUGUUUUUCUGCUGACCGUGCAACACACACAAAGCACGUGAGUAUUGUUAUUGUUUCGUUAGUGCUUCCAUGCGGUUUGCAAAUACACUGUUGGUGGGUCUUAUUGCAUAUGCGUGUGUAGUUUAAGAUGUAGUUUUAGGUUAAUUUUUACAUUUUUAUUUAUGUACUUCAAAUAUGCAUACUCUAGAAAAUGCCUCGACUACGCCAACGUAAUACGGUUGGCAGGCAUACGAGUGAUUCACGUCGAAUGUCAAUAUUAAGAAGAAAUCAAAACGAAGAGCAGCGCGCUGAAGUGAAUGCCCGAGGUAGAGCGGUGUACAGAGAGCGGCGUGCACAGAUUAGAGCUGAAUUCGCCGACAAUCAACGGCCAAGGGCCGAGUUCCGGUCCGAGUUCCGGUCCGCCUUCGCGAUCAAAUGGAACAUGUUGGCUUUCACUACGAUCCUGACUGCGACUACAGCCUGCAUGGUGCCAUUGGAGCAAUGGAUAUUAUUUGUACGCAUUGCAAUGCAGCGAAAUUUCGAGGAGAAACAGCUGGCAUGUGCUGCUCCAGUGGCAAAGUGAAACUGCCUGCAUUGGAACCGCCACCAGAACCAUUACAUUCCUUGCUCACUGGAGAAUCGCCGACGUCUAAGCAUUUCUUGCAGAACAUACAAGCGUACAAUUCAUGCUUUCAAAUGACUUCUUUUGGUGCCACAAAGAUCAUUAGAGAUCCAUUUAUGCCGACGUUCAAGAUUCAGGGACAAAUAUACCAUCGAGCAGGCUCGCUCAUACCAUUUGCCGAUGCCGACUAUCAAUUUUUGCAAAUAUAUUUCAUCGGUAAUGAAACUGACCAACUAAAUCAACGAUGUGAAAUUGCGACCGGCACAAGGCGAGAAAUCGUACUAAAUUUGCAAAGAUUUCUCCAUGAGCACAAUGAAUUGAUUCGAUUGUUCAAAAUCGCAUUGGACCGCAUGCCGUCUGAUAACCAUCGAAUCGUCAUCAGAGCAGACAAAAUGCCGAUGGGGCAGCAUGCCAGACGAUUCAACGCACCAACAAUCGAUGAGGUGGCAAUCGUCAUUGUUGGCGAACAGUUUGAAUCGCGAGAUAUUGUACUGCACCGUAGAAACGAACAACUUCAGCGUGUUUCCGAGCUACACCGUUGUUAUGAUGCAUUACAAUAUCCGAUAUUAUUCUGGAGAGGUGAUGACGGCUAUCACAUCAAUAUGCGAUUGAUAAAUCCAACUACUGGCCAAGAAACACCGAAAAAACUGAGUGCGAUGAACUUCUAUUCGUACAGAAUAAUGAUUCGUCCGCAAGAAGAUAACUACAUCCUGAAAUGUCGCAAGCUUUUCCAUCAGUAUUUGGUUGACAUGUAUGCGAAAAUCGAGACCGAACGUGUCAACUUUAUUCGAUUCAACCAAGCGAAAUUGCGUUCUGAAGAGUACAUCCAUUUGAGAGACGCCGUAAUGAAUGAUGCAAAUGUGAAUAGCAUUGGACGUCUGACAAUAUUGCCAGCCACAUACAUCGGCAGUCCGCGCCAUAUGCACGAGUAUGCGCAAGAUGCGAUGUCGUAUGUGCGCCAUUACGGCAGACCGGAUCUGUUCAUAACGUUCACGUGCAAUCCCAAGUGGAAUGACAUCAAAUGCCAUUUGUUCCCCGGUCAAUCAACAACUGAUCGUCACGACUUGACAGCACGUGUAUUCAGGGAAAAGCAAAAAGCAAUGAUGGAUUUAAUUGUGAAACUUCGUGUUUUUGGAGAAGUUCGAUGCUGGAUGUACUCGAUCGAAUGGCAGAAAAGAGGAUUACCGCAUGCACACAUCUUGAUUUGGUUAGUUCGCAAAAUACGACCAGAUCAGAUUGACAAAGUCAUCUCAGCGGAAAUUCCAGAUGAAGCAAUCGACCCACAAUUGUUCGACGUUGUAACAAAAAACAUGAUCCACGGCCCUUGCGGCGCUAUUAAUCCAACGUCACCAUGCAUGAUUGACAAUAAGUGUUCAAAGCGCUAUCCUAGAGCUUUAGUUGAUGAUACAAUCACUGGAAAUGACGGAUAUCCAUUAUAUCGGCGUCGAUCCGCUGAAGAUGGUGGUAAUUCAACGGUCAUAAAAGUUCGGGAUCAAGACGUUGAUGUUGAUAAUCGUUGGGUCGUGCCGUAUUCACCAUUGUUGUCAAAAAUUUUCGAAGCGCACAUAAAUGUAGAAUAUUGCAACUCUGUCAAAUCGAUUAAACACAUCUGCAAAUACGUAAAUAAGGGCAGUGAUAUGGCAGUUUUUGGAGUAGCUGAUUAUCAGACAAUCGAUGAAAUUCAGCAAUACCAAAUGGGCCGUUAUAUAAGCAGCAACGAAGCGGUAUGGCGCAUUUUAUCGUUUCCAAUACACGACCGGCAUCCCGUUGUUCUUCAUUUGGCAGUUCAUCUCGAAAAUGGUCAACGCGUUUAUUUCACUGCAGACAAUAUACAACAGAGCGCAGCACGACCACCGCGGACAACACUAACUACCUUUUUCGAGUUGUGUGAAACCGAUGAAUUUGCAAGAACAUUGCUAUAUUCCGAAAUACCACAAUAUUUCACUUGGAAUCCAUCAUCGAAAACAUUUCAACGACGAAAGCAAGGGGAGCGUGUUGACGGUUAUCCAAAUGUCCGUAAAACCGAUGCCAUAGGACGCAUUUACACCGUCCAUCCGAACAACGCCGAAUGUUUCUAUUUGCGUCUGCUAUUAGUCAACGUGCGCGGACCAAGAUCAUUUGAUGAUUUGAAAACUGUUGACGGUCAGUUGUGUGCGACGUAUCUUUUUAAGCAGGCGCGAAAUGGUUUCAAGGAGAUUGGUAGUGAACUUGAAACACUUACUGAAAUAUUUAGGCAUUCUGAAACUCUGUUUCAAUCGUUUCAAUGCCUAAAUGUGCUAGAAGAGAAUCCAAAACCUUCAUCUAAACGUAAACGUCCGUCUGAUGAAGACCUCAUUAAUCUUUCAUCCCUUUGUCCUCAAGGAGAGAAGGUUCCGUCUGCUCAGGACACAGAGAAAACUGUUACUGAACACGAUAUAGACAUCCGUAAAUUUAAUUUCAAAUACAACAGGGAUAUUUCGUCGUUUACGAUCGACUUAUCCGCUGACAAUUUUCAAUUGAUACUUGACUACUCAUUCUGGCCAUCUCGGGUGUUUGUGCGCGAAUUCGAGCUCAAACGUGAUAAGCCUCCUGUAAAAUGCCAAGAAAUCCCGUGA
Molecule: messenger RNA, 3755 nt
Organism: Bactrocera dorsalis (oriental fruit fly)
Lineage: Eukaryota; Metazoa; Arthropoda; Insecta; Diptera; Tephritidae
Exons: 5
Coding region: 975-3755 (926 amino acids)
Source: RefSeq, a predicted model, not a curated record